Messenger RNA from Wasmannia auropunctata (little fire ant), 2835 nucleotides. RefSeq lists its product as uncharacterized. Bases 1 to 2835 code for a protein of 944 amino acids. The transcript has a single exon. Gene Ontology annotation, biological process: proteolysis. The record is from RefSeq and is a predicted model, not a curated record. Gene Ontology annotation, molecular function: aspartic-type endopeptidase activity. NCBI's taxonomy places the organism in Eukaryota, Metazoa, Arthropoda, Insecta, Hymenoptera, Formicidae.
AUGGAAGCAUUACUGGCUGGUCAGCAGGAACUUUACGGGCGCAUUGCGCGCACCAUCGAGAAUUUGAAAAAGGCAGGUGUUGCUAAGAUAACGCCUGCGCUCAUAUCUACAACCAUCAAGCUUCUCGACGCGAAGUGGGAGAGGUUUGAGGAACAGCAUGAGCGAUUACGAUGUCUUCAUUGGGAGGACAUGAAGAACCAUGAAUACUACAUGAACGAUCUUAUGGGUCAAGUUGAGGGCAUUUAUACUCAACAGAGGUCCGUGCUUCUCGACUAUCAAGAGUCGUUGGGCGCCACGGAGGAGACGAAACCAGUGGCUCUCAGCGCGCCUGCACCACCUCGCACGACCUUGCCAAGAAUUCAGUUGCCGAACUUCACGGGAAAAUAUGAAGAUUGGCCGGCCUUUCGUGACCUUUUUACAUCUCUGAUUGCGAAGGAGGCAUCAAUCUCGGACGUCACGAAGCUACAUUAUUUGAAGGUAAGCCUGAAAGGAGAAGCGGAACUGUUGGUAAGGAAUCUUCCGACAACUGACGAGAAUUUCGCUAGAGCAUGGCAAACCCUUAAGGACUAUUACGAGAACACUCGCCUUCUUGUUCGAUCGUAUUACGCGUCAUUCUCGGCAUUGACGAAAAUGAAGGCUGAGUCUGCAGCAGAGCUUCGCAAACUGUACCAUUGCGUUACGAGUACUGCGGGGGCACUCGAAAGCAUAGGACGACCCAUUUCGAGCAGCGAAGACCUUUACGUCUUCCUGACGGUCGAGCUGUUGGACCCUCGCUCACGACGCGAGUGGGAAACACACAUUGGUGACACUACUGAGCCACCGACCUUCGUGGAGCUGCGGCAGUUUUUGGAGCGUCGGCUUCACACUCUGGACGCAUUACAGACUACCAAGCCGGAAGCCGUGCCGGGAAAGCCAGGUGACCGAACAACAAAAUCCACACGCACACACCUUGCGCAGCGAGAGAAGGAGCGCUGUAGCAUGUGCCGGCGCGACCACUUUUUGAUGCUGUGUGAGACGUUCAAGGGGAAAACCGGCAAGGAGAGAAAGGAUCACGUGGACAGUAUGCAGCUGUGCCACAACUGUCUAGGAAAGCACAGGGUGAGUGAUUGUCAAUCGAGGAAGUUCUGUACCGUGUGCGGGGAGCGUCACCACACGACCUUGCAUGACGCUUAUCGUACGCCAUCGAGUGACUCAAGCCAGACGAGCAGUGCGGCGACGAAAACGUCCCACGUUGCUCUUCCCGCGCCGGAAAGGCAGCUUGCAGUUCUUCUCGCAACUGCGCGUGUUGGCAUUGCCGAUCGGUCCGGAGACCUUCAAGCCGCGCGCGCAUUAGUUGAUCAGGGGUCUGAGUCCUCAAUCGUGUCAGAGGCUUUCGCGCAGCGACUGCGGCUUCCGCGCACUCGGGCAUCCACAGCCGUGUACGGAGUGGGGGGGCAGCAGGCGGCCAUCGCGCGGGGACAAAUCUCCUUGAAAAUUGCGUCGCGCCUCGGCGAUUUCGUGACGACAGCAACGGCGAUAAUCUUGCCGCGACUGACCGUGUACGCUGGGGUGGCAAGCACCGCGGUGGCGGAUUGGCCGCACCUCAGAGACCUGCAACUCGCCGACCCUGAGUUCUUCGCAUCCGAGGAAAUUGACGUUCUUCUCGGCGCCGAUGUCUACGCCUCCAUUCUCGGUCCGGGUGUCCGAAAGGGGGGUGAGGGUGAACCGGUGGCGCAGGAGACUGCGCUCGGGUGGAUCGUGUCGGGCACGGUGGACGUGGUCGCAUCGCACACGAUCACCCAUUUGCAUCAGUGCACGCUAGGCGAGCCAUUAUCGGUCCUCGUGCGUAGUUUUUGGGAGCAAGAGGAGGUGUGUCAGCGUCCGAUGCCACUGACCCCUGAAGAGCAAGAGUGUGAGGACAUCUAUGCUCGAACGCACUUCCGCAACUCGGAAGGCCGAUAUGUAGUGCGACUGCCAGUCCGAGCGCCCCUUCCUGAUCUCUCCUCCACACACCGAGCCGCUGCUCGCAUGCUCACUCAGAUGGAGGGACGCUUCGCACGAGACGCUCGGCUGCGGUCGCUGUACUCGGAGUUCAUGGAGCAAUACGAGGCUUUGCAACACAUGUCUCGGGUGAAAGAUGCUGAGGUCAAGAGCGCGAAAUGUUACCUGCCACAUCAUGGAGUACUGAAGGAGGCCAGCACAACCACGAAGUUACGAGUCGUGUUCAACGGAUCCCUGACUACUCCAGAAGGACACUCUCUCAACAACCAUCUAAUGAUUGGCCAAAAUUUGCUGCCGCCACUGGCUGAUGUGCUCUUGCGAUGGCGUUGGCACCGGUACGUCUUCGUUGCAGACAUCGAGAAGAUGUACCGCCAAAUCCUGGUGCAUCCGGCAGAUCGUGACCUUCAACGGAUUCUAUGGAGAGACGCGCGAGAGAAGGCGGCGCUGGAGUAUCAGUUGAAUACGGUGACAUACGGAAUGGCAUGCGCGCCAUUUCUGGCCAUUCGCACCUUACGCCAACUGGCCGACGAUGAGAGUUCGAGGUUCCCAAAGGGUGCUUCAGCACUGAAGCAGGACACGUAUGUGGACGACAUCCUCACUGGGGCGGCGACAUUAGAGGAGGCGUGCAGCCUUCGGCAGCAGCUCAUUGGCGUUUGCAUGGCGGGCGGCUUUCCGUUGAAGAAAUGGGCAGCAAACGACGCGCGACUUCUUGCUGGUAUCCCGGACGACGACCUUGCACAACCGGACCCACGAGCAACAGCAUCAGGGCCAUUCGGCUCUGGGACUGCAAUGGCACCCGGGCUCGGACAGUUUCUCUUUCGUUCCGCGGCCCGGCAAACCUCAAGUCGUAACUAA